UUUUCUAAAAUUUUGUUGUCGUAGAAUAAUUAAAGGACUAAGUAUUUUGUAAUGGCUGAAUCACCUUUGAAUCAAAAUAAUCCUGAUCGUAAGCCUGACGUGAAUAUUCUACAAUCUAAACUUAACCAACAGAUAUUCACAACUAAUCAACAGCAACAGGUACAAUUGCCCCAUCAAAAACAAGAUUUUAUGUCUUUGGAAAGCCCAAAAGACUUUGAAAAUGACAAUGUUUAUCCGCCAAUAAGUGCUAAUUUAACCGAAUUUCUCAACCAGUUAGAAGACUAUACUCCGAGCAUUCCGGACGCUAUAACUAUUAACUAUAUGCACCGUGCUGGUUUUGAGUCAGUGGAUCCAAAGAUUGUUCGUCUCAUAUCUUUAGCUUCGCAAAAGUUUAUUUCAGAUAUUGCACACGAUGCGUUGCAACAUUGCAAAAUGAGAGGAAGUGGUCAGACAUCGAGGAAAUCUGGAAAAGAUAAACGUUACACUUUAACAAUGGACGAUUUGGCACCAGCCCUUAAUGAAUACGGAAUCCACGUAAAGAAGCCUCCAUAUUAUUCUUGAUUGAAUUUUACAAAUAUUUUUUAUAUGCCAUAUUGAACUUUGUUUGGUUUUAAUUUUAUACAAUUUUUACCAAAAUAAAGUGGCUGCAAAAGAACAAACAAAAAUAAAGUAAAUUUAAGCUUCUAUAUUAUAUUGUUUAACAGUUUUGAUUGGCGAGCUUUAAAUUAUUAUUCUAAUAACUUAUAAUAGAUCAAAUGUGUAUUGGUAAUUUGAAAAUAUAACAAAUUCUAUAUGUAUAUACAAAUAAUAGACUUUUUUUUUU
This is a messenger RNA of Hydra vulgaris (swiftwater hydra), 823 nucleotides long. RefSeq names its product transcription initiation factor TFIID subunit 10. Gene Ontology annotation, biological process: transcription initiation at RNA polymerase II promoter. Gene Ontology annotation, cellular component: transcription factor TFIID complex; SAGA complex; nucleus. Gene Ontology annotation, molecular function: RNA polymerase II general transcription initiation factor activity; promoter-specific chromatin binding. Lineage: Eukaryota; Metazoa; Cnidaria; Hydrozoa; Anthoathecata; Hydridae. The record is from RefSeq and is a predicted model, not a curated record.